Molecule: messenger RNA, 816 nt
Organism: Triticum dicoccoides
Lineage: Eukaryota; Viridiplantae; Streptophyta; Magnoliopsida; Poales; Poaceae
Product: 26.2 kDa heat shock protein, mitochondrial-like
Exons: 2
Coding region: 1-816 (271 amino acids)
Source: RefSeq, a predicted model, not a curated record
AUGAAGAUCGAGCACGAUGGGGAUAAAGGGGGUGAUGUCCGUGAUCGUGUCGCUGAAGUUGAGAGAAGGCGGCUGGGAGGUGGGAGGAACGGGAAGGAUUGGCUAGGCGCCGUCUUGGGUAGUUGGCUGGCCGCCGUGAGCGGGAAGGAUUGGCUGGCCGCCGUCUUGGGUGGUUGGCUGGCCGCCGUCUUGGGUGAUUCCGCAGACGUGCUCGCCCCGGUAGGCAUCCCGGGAUGCGUGGACCGUCUGUACGCUCUGAUGGAGGACGGUGCCGCCCCGCCCGGCCUCUCCUCCGCGGCAGGGGCGCCGCGGCGCGGGUGGUGGGUGGACAAGGACGACGAAGACGCGGUGUACCUGACGGUGCUGAUGCUGGGGCUCGGGAAGGAGCGCGUGAAGGUGUGGGCGGAGCGGAACAUCCUAGUGAUCAAGGGCGGGGGCGAGAAGGCGCACCGGAAAGGCGACAGCAACCCCGCGCUGUCAAGGUACAGUCACCGCAUCGAGAUGCCCGCUGGCGAGUACAAGAUGGACAAGAUCAAGGCCGAGAUGAAGAACUUCGUGCUGAAGGUGACCGUGCCCAAACUGAAGGAGGAGGAGCGCAUGGACGUGUUCCAGGUGACGAUCGAGUAUGGAGGCGAGUCGAGUAGUCGUAGUGGUAGUAGUACUCAUGGAAGACGGAUCGAGUCUAGUAGUGGUAGUGGUAGUGUUCAUGGAGGAUGGCCGGCGCGAGAGGAUGAGAGAUGCCUUGUUGGUGUGGUGACGUUUGGUGUCUUUCUGCCCUGUUUUGCUUCGUCUAUCGUCUUGGAUCGUGGUUUCUGA